This is a messenger RNA of Talaromyces proteolyticus, 1062 nucleotides long. RefSeq names its product chaperonin 10-like protein. The transcript is spliced from 4 exons. Gene Ontology annotation, molecular function: oxidoreductase activity. The coding region runs from base 1 to 1062 and encodes 353 amino acids. The record is from RefSeq and is a predicted model, not a curated record. NCBI's taxonomy places the organism in Eukaryota, Fungi, Ascomycota, Eurotiomycetes, Eurotiales, Trichocomaceae.
AUGUCAUUCGCAACUAUGAGAGCUGUGGACAUAUCUCCCGACGCUCCCCAUCCACCCCCAGCGUCAUCUCUCUAUAUCAACCACUCUAUUCCCCGGCCCGUUGCCAAACCCAACGAAUGCCUCAUCCGCGUCAAAGCCUUUGGUCUUAACCGUGCCGACACCCUGCAGCGCGUGGGCUUGUAUCCCUUGGACCCAUCAUGGCCUAAGAUUAUGGGACUUGAGUUUAGCGGCAUAAUUGAGGAGGUUGGCUCUGAGCCGAGAGCUGACAGGGGGCUAGAGUGGAAAGUGGGCGAUGAAGUUUUUGGUCUGGCGUACGGUGGUUGUUACGCAGAGUUCGUGGCCGUGCAUAAACGCACUAUUAUGAAGAAGCCGGAGAAGAUGAGCUGGGGAGUUGCAGCAGGCAUCCCAGAGGUCUGGUUCACCUCUAUUCAAGCCCUCUACUUCGUCGGGAACUACUCCCCAACACAGACGCGCACAAUCCUCUGGCAUGCCGCUGCGUCUGCCGUCUCUAUUGCAGGUAUCCAGCUAUCGCUCGCUGCCAACUCUAAGCUGGGCCACCAGCCUCCGAGAGUAUACGCGACAGCCCGUCAAGACGCCAAAUGCUCUGUUGCAACCUCCCUCGGUGCCACCGCCGCCAUCAACACGACUACCACACCAUCUUGGUCCACAGAACUCAAGCGCCUCAACAAUGGGAAGGGAGUGGACCUGGUCAUCGACUUUCUUGGCGCCUCCGCCUUUGCACAAAACUUAGACGUACUAGCGCUAGACGGAUGCAUUGUCCAGCUUGGAUUAAUGGGUGGGAUGAUGCUGCCAGAGAAGGUAGAUAUAUCGGCGUUUGUGUUAAAACGCAUACGCUUGGAGGGAAGUACACUGAGGACAAGGGAUGUGGAGUAUCAAGGCAGGUUGUUGGAUAUGUUCGAGGAAAACGUAUUAGAGUGGUUGGUAGGAGGGCAGUUUAAGAGCGGAGUAGAGACUAUUGUCGCAUGGGAUGAGGUGGGAGAAAUGCAUGGCCGAUUGGAAAGAAAUGAGACAAAAGGGAAGAUUGUGUGUCUUGUUGACUGA